UCAGCCGCCAUUUUCCAAUUGUCAAUUUCACCCCUGGCCUUAAACUUGGCGCAUGCGUAUUGAGCGCGUCGCAAACAUCGAACUAUGGCGUAAAUAAUCUAGUUUUCACCGAAUGCAGCGCCUAGAAUGUAGUUAUGGACACUUAAAAUAUUAUAAAAAGGUUUAUAGCGCUCAGUUUUAUAUGGUAAAGUUUUUAGGGUGUGAAAGAGUUCGGUUUUUGAAUUUGCAGUGUGGCGCGGCAGUGACCUCUGACACCGGCGGCCAUAUUGGCUAGACACCGCGUUUUAAUCGUUUGAACCGUAAAUCGUAUAAGGUUAGGGUUCGUAAAGGUCUAUUAAGGCUGGUCUCAGCUGUUUUCAAAAAUCGAAUGUCUGCUUUACCGAAAAAUCGCCGACAUUCAGUUUGACGUCAGUUACCGAACGGCGUGGACGAUUUAUCCGACCAUGUAAUGGCAUGGUCGAAACCCCACAUGCCAUCAAACCCGUGGAAAAGACCGACGACUAUUCGCCCCAGCUACACGGCAACCCCAUCUUUACUAUUAGCGAUGAGAAACUCGCAGACACAGGGGUCACGAUGGGGUCUAUAAACAGCAACGGGGACCUCUGCGCGGGGGAUCCGCCGGACAAAAAGAUUACAGAGGCAGACGCCGAGAAACAACCACUUUCUGGCAAAAAAGAGGAAAAAUGGUGGACGACAAUGAUGCAGGUGGCUGUGCCAUUCUUCAUCGCUGGCUGCGGCACCAUCGGGGCCGGCAUCGUGCUAGGGCAUGUCAGGAACUGGGAAGUGUUUUUGAACGUGUCAGCUAUAUUCGUAUUGGUGCCAUCUCUCUCUGGACUUAAAGGCAACCUGGACAUGUGUCUGGCGUCGCGUCUGUCCACGCAAGCCAAUCUCGGGAACAUGACGUCUACGAGGGAAAUUCUGUCCAUGGUCGUCGGAAACGUGUCGUUAGUGCAGGUACAAGCGAUUGUAGCAGCCACAGUGGUAGCCAUCUUCGCCAUCGUCAUCAACAUCAUCACCGACAAAACCUUCAACGGGGACUACGUGUUACUCCUCAUCUCAUCUGCGGUCUUCACCGCGACUACCACUUGUUUUAUACUAGAUUUCGUACUUGUGAUGGUAAUCAUCGGCUCCCACCGUUUCAAGGUGAAUCCGGACAACGUGGCCACGCCGCUAGCAGCCUCUAUCGGUGACAUCGUCAGUAACUCCGUCUUGGCUGUCACUGCGCAGUACAUGUACGAGCAGAUACAUAUAAUUCCUCCCAAGGAAGAGGCCACAGGCCAUGAGGUCCAAGCCGACGUUGGCCCCACGGAGCCCGUUAAAAUUGAAACAUCCCUGUGGCAACCCAUCGUCAUCAUCUGUGUGUACUGCAGCCUGCUCCCCGUCUGGGUAUUCAUCGUGUAUCGCAAUAAACACACAAAGCCUGUUCUAACAACAGGAUGGACUCCUGUCAUCUCUGCGCUGUUCAUCAGUGGAAUCGGUGGUAUCGUCCUCGACCAAGCCGUAGACCGUUUCACGGGUUACGAGGUGUUCCAGCCCAUCGUGAACGGCAUCGGUGGAAACCUGGUCUGCGUACAAUCAUCCAGGCUGGCGACCCAUCUGCAUCAAACGGCGAUUCCAGGAGUUCUGCCUGAGGGGUCCAGGUUAUUGGAGUGGCCUUGGAAGACGCUGUUCAUUGGAACUGCCGCAGCCAAGGUGGCGCGCAUGCUGCUCGUCCUGGCCGUGUUCGGACAGAUCAUCUUCAUGGUCGUCGCCGACUGGCUCUACAUGGGCCACGUGUCUAUUGGCUUCGCCUUCGGGAUCACGUAUCUCAUCUGCUCCUUGUUGCAAGUAAUGGUGCUUCUAUACAUGGCCUACGUGCUAAUCCAUCUCAUGUGGAAACGAAAGAAGGAUCCUGACAACGCAGCCAUCCCCUACUUGACUGCGUUGGGGGAUCUGCUGGGCUCCGUGUUCCUUGGCAUGGCCUUCGUGACCCUAGCCGCCCUUGGCAAGGACUAUGGAGUGGCUUAGGUUAGACGUAAGUCGUUAGGGACAUGAUUGUUAAUUUCCAGUGAAUGGAGGCUGUCCAUUAAUAAGUAGAGCUUUUAGGAGCAACGGACGGUGUAGGUAGAUGCAUAUCGAAAUUGCCUAAAUUGUCAACUUUGAUGUUUAUAGUAUUCUGACAACCUAUUUGGUUACAUUACGUGGGCAAGUUUAAUA
Messenger RNA from Cydia amplana, 2196 nucleotides. RefSeq names its product solute carrier family 41 member 1. The transcript has 13 exons. Gene Ontology annotation, biological process: monoatomic cation transport. Bases 454 to 2007 code for a protein of 517 amino acids. Lineage: Eukaryota; Metazoa; Arthropoda; Insecta; Lepidoptera; Tortricidae. Gene Ontology annotation, cellular component: plasma membrane. Gene Ontology annotation, molecular function: monoatomic cation transmembrane transporter activity. The record is from RefSeq and is a predicted model, not a curated record.